Solanum tuberosum (potato) is the source of this 2028-nucleotide messenger RNA. RefSeq lists its product as uncharacterized. Gene Ontology annotation, biological process: meristem development; meristem maintenance. NCBI's taxonomy places the organism in Eukaryota, Viridiplantae, Streptophyta, Magnoliopsida, Solanales, Solanaceae. The transcript has a single exon. Bases 1 to 2028 code for a protein of 675 amino acids. The record is from RefSeq and is a predicted model, not a curated record.
AUGGUGGAUUCAUCAGAAGAAUAUGCACUAAUGGAAGAAAGAAAAGAGCUCAUGGUUUCACCCAUUGAUGAUGAUGAUGAUGAAGAAGUGAAACCCAUUUUUAGAGUUGCCCAUUUUCUUAAACCAACCUUACCCUCUUCCCAAAACCCCCCAUUUCUCCCUUCAAGACCAAAAUUUCAAGAAUUGAUGACAAAAUCUUGUCUUUCUUCACUAAAUGUCAAGUUUAGAGGUGGGGUUAUGUAUAUGAAUGGAUGGUCUAAAUGGGUUAAUGAGUUAAAGCCUUUAUACCAACAAACAUGGAAAAAAGCUGGAAUCUUUGAAGCUAUUACAGCUUCAACAUUCAAGAUUCAUCUUCAUAGUGAUUUGAUUCUUGCUCUUGGUGAAAAAUGGUGUUUGCAGACUAACACAUUCAUUUUACCAUGGGGUGAAUCAACUGUUACUUUGGAGGAUUUGUUAGUUUUAGGUGGUUUCUCUGUUUUAGGUCAUUCUGUGUUGAAACCUGUUAAGACUAAAGAGUGUGUUGAAAUGGAAGAAAGACUUGGGGAGGUUUUUAAAGUUUUUGGAAAAAGUAAAGUGAAUCUUUAUCAUCAUGGCUGGAUGGAGUAUUUUGAAGGGAAAGGUGGUAAUGACCAUUUAGAGCAUGUUGCAUUUUUGACCCUUUGGUUGUCUAGGUUUGUGCUUCCCAAAAAUAGUUUUCAAAAUGUGGACAAAGGUGUUAUUCCUAUUGCAUUUCAUCUUUCUCAAGGUAUUCCAAUAGCACUUGCCCCUGCUGUUCUUGCUACCGUUUAUCGGGAUUUGAACUUGCUUAAACAGUUCAUUGUAUCUUCAUCGAAGCAUACGGAACAUAGUAGUAAUUCUAGAUGUAUAGUAGAUGAGUCGGAGCUUAUCCUCCGUGCUCCUCUUCAAUUUGUUCAGCUAUGGGCAUGGGAGAGAUUUAUCACUUUGCAGCCUAAGCCUAGUGUUGUUUACUGUGGGGAGCCAAGAGUAGCUAGAUGGCAUAAGGUGAAAAAACUAGAAAGUGUUGAUCCUAAGAGUGAAAUGAAUUCUGCAGGAGAAUGUUUUCUGUGGCGUCCUUACGCUAUUGAUACUGUGAAGAAUUGGGACGUUAAGAGAUUUUACAAGGAAAGGGAGGAAUAUGUGGUGGUUGGACCAAAUAUGGGAAGAGAAAUCUUGAUAUUUGCUCGACUUAUUCGAGCUUCUGAACUAGUUGGGAUGGAUUGUGUGGAGCUGUAUAAUCCACAUAGAGUAUGUAUGCAAUUUGGAUUUGAUCAAGAUGUGCCCGGUUGUGUGAAUCAUGCUUGGAGAAAUUAUGACAGACCAAUUAAAGAUGCCAACCUCUAUAUACCUUCCAGGCUCUUCGAGUCAGAUGUUAGCACACGAUACUUGGAGUGGUGGAAGGACCAAAACGUUGCAUUAGGCGAUGCUUUUAAGUGUGUAACCAAGGGAAAACGGUCUAAAACUCAUGGAAGGAUACCAAGACUAUCGUGGGGACACAAUGAAAAGUUGAAUGCCUCUGUAUGUUGUGAAUUUGUGCAGAAAUGCGACGAGGUUAGAACAGAAGGACCUCACGGGCAAUCUUCUUCAGCUUUGAAUGAUGGAACUCAAACUUCCCCCCAGAGGAAGGCCUUAAUAGAAUCAAAACCGUUAAAAUCAGAGGAAUUAGAUGGAGAUGAGGCAUAUGAAGCUAAAGAAAUGGUGACACUAGAGAGAAAGGAAAACAACGACAAAUUAGGUGGCUGUAAGUUUAAUUUGCCUGAUAGUUUAGAACUUCCAAGUGAGGGUCCAAAUGCAAAUAGGCGCGAUGGUAGAUAUGCAGAAUUUUCGAGAAGUGGUAUUGCUAAAAUGAGUUUGCAGAUAAGAAAUGAUUCAGUGGAAGCACAUAAGGUAGGUACAAAUGUUAUCAAUAGGACCGAAGGAAAUAUGCAGAUUGAGAACAUUGAAAUGAUCGAUAUUCCGAAACUUGAGAUGAGGAUUAGAAACCUUGAAAACAUCAUUUCUGGAAAGGUUCCAGUGCCUGGGACAAGGUGA